Molecule: messenger RNA, 1866 nt
Organism: Pipistrellus nathusii (Nathusius's pipistrelle)
Lineage: Eukaryota; Metazoa; Chordata; Mammalia; Chiroptera; Vespertilionidae
Source: the annotation of a GenBank genome assembly
AUGAUGUCCACAACCGAGAGGAUAAGGCAGUUGAAUGACACCUGUGCUGGCUUGGUGGACAUGGAACUCUUUCUCCAUUACUCCCUCAUCCCAUCACUUCUCAUCAUUUUGGUCUUGUCCUUUCUCCAAAGACGGGAGCACUGCAAACAGAGAGAUGACACUUCUUACCUCCUGGGGAACCACUUUGGAAUUAUCAUACCUCUGGACUUCGUGGGCACCUUUAGCAACCGAUGGUCUUAUGGAAUUGCCUUCGGAGCCACAGCCAAUAAUGUCAUGUUCCUGUUCUCAGAAGGCUCCCAGCUCCUGCGGAUCCCGCAGUGGGCCCGAGCCUUUGUGCUUCUGAUUGGAGGCUUCGAAGUCGGCCUGUCCCACUUCCCCUUCUUUGCCUGCCUCUCAUCAGAGUUCCGGCUGGUCAGCUCCAUCCUGGGCUUCCUCUACUCUCUGAUCUGGUUUGUUGUCACCAUUCUUCACAUCACACAGUGUCCCCAUGGGCAGUUUUUGGGGAGGUAUGAGACCGUCAUAUUCUACUGGCCCUCGCUGCUGUGCCUGUCCUUCCUGCUGGGCCGAUUCCUGUACAUGUUCGUCAAGUCUCUUAGGAUCUACCUCGGCUGGGAGCUGCAGAUGGAAGAAAAGCCUUUCCUGGAAAUUCAUCAGGCAGAGCACGUCAAGCAGCUCCUGCGGAAGCCCCCUCUGCAAGAGAAAAAAAAGUCUUGGUUUCAGAGCAGGAUAUACGAGUGGGACCCCUGCUUUCAGUUCCCAAGCAGAAUGAUCGGAACCACUGUGUUGGCUUUCAUCUGCCUGUAUCUCUUCAUUGUCAUUGAGUUCUGCGUGUUCGUGUAUGUGAGAGGUGCGCUGGAUGUGUUUGAAGGCGAGUUAGAGAGCUACAUUGCCUCCGUGAACCAGACUGGGACCCUGACCCCAGUCAUCCUGCAGGUGAAGGAGCUGAUAAAAAUCUCCAAAGGAGUCUGGGUGGUUACCAUUUUGCCUGCCUCCCUCACGUGUGUGAGCUAUCUGUUCCACAUUUUGGCUUGUUACAGAAAGCACGUGAAGAGGCUGUGGGCAGGAAAUAAACACUUUCUCCCUCUGAAGUUCCAUAGCCCUUCCUCCUCAGGGAGCGUGGCGGCCAUUGCAAGGUACUCUGGCUGGCAGAUAGCCUACAUUUUGUGGGGCUACCUCGUGAUCCACGUGGUGCAGAGCCUGUGUGGCCUGAUGAUCAUGUACAGCCUGGUGUUGCCCAUCAUCCACAACCAGGGCCUGGAGGUGCUCCGAGGACUGGGCAUCGGGAUCCUCACCAUAUCCAUCGUCCUGGGCCUCAUGAUCCUGCAGGUAUGCAUCGCUGGCAGCUUCUUCCUGCAACCCAAGAUGAGCACAGCUGACAAGCAGAAGCCCUUGGCACUCAACAACAGGAAAAUGUUCCACAACUUCAGCUACUUCCUGUUCUUCUACAACGUGCUUCUGGGCCUGGGCGCCUGCCUCUCCAGGCUUCUCAUCAGCUGCAUCCUGGGCACGUGGCUGAUCGCCCGCAUCGACAGGACCAUCAUGCAGAAGGGCUACGAGGGAGCAGAUAUGGGGUUCAGGGCAUGGGUUGGCAUGCUCUACGUGGACCAUUAUCACACCCACCCCGUGCUCGUCAGCUUCUGCCACAUCCUGCUCAGAGGCCUGAGGGAGAGGCAGCUGCAGCAGGCCCUCAGCUAUGGGCACCUGUAUCAGCCAGCAGGUCCCCGCACCUCGGCGAGGCCCAGGACGAGGUGGCGCCUGCUGCAGACCCUGAUCAACAACCCCAGGCUGCUCAUGCUCAGAAAGUCAAAACCAGGUCCCGGCUCCCAGGAGUUUACCCAGAUCCUGCUGACGUGCUCGAAGAGCUGA